UCCUGCACACAAUGCACGAUCGGGGCGAAACAAGUCCAUGACUAUCUCAGCAGGAUGGAGCGACGAGGUGGCCUGAUGGAGAGAUCAUGCACAGAAACAGUUGAAAGAUGAGAAUGUCAGACUCGAGACUCUGAUCGAUGACGGGAAGUUCAUCCUUUGGGACUGUGAACGAGAUCAGGGACGUGUUGUGCUUUGGGCCCAUCAAAAGGUUACAGAGCGAUGCGUUCAUGGCCACUUCUGACUACGUGCCCUCGAUCAUUCAAGAGCAUGCUGGGUCCUUCGCUACAAUGGUGAUCCCAAAGAAUUUGAAGGAAGACUACUUGUCUCGGUGGAUACUCGACGAUUGCAAGCAUGGAAUGUCAGUGGGCUUGACUGAGUUUUCUCUCAAUGCCGAGGACAUUGCGUCUGACUUUACAAGCCGCAAGAGGAAAAGCAAAGUCUGGUACUGCAGCAUUGAUAUUCUGCAACAGACUUUCGUUUGCGCAUGCGGACACUCGGUGAUCUCAACGGGGAAACUAGACAUCAAACGACCUUUUAUCCUGGACGUUGUUUGGGCCCACGAUGAGUUGAGCUUCUUUGUCGAAACGCGAUGCAUCGGGAAGAUCAAGGCAAACAUCAAGCAAUCGAAGAAAUUGAGGUUCACAGCUCAGGUGUGGAGGAAGCAUGACGCUGUAACACUUCUCGACUGCUACUCUCUGGGGAGCUUCCAUGAGAGCCGAGGGAGCACAGGAGGGUCCUCGCCCGUCGCCUUCCUGCAGAGUCUCAAAGUUUCGUUGGACCCGAGACAGAGUGUCUCCUACCACACUGGCGAUGGUUUUCGCUGGAAGUGCAAAUUCUCUUGCGCCUGCACGAAGGUUGCUUCAUGGAACUGUUUGUCUGGCCAGCCGUAUGACAUGGCCGCAGUUUGCAACUGUCCCGAAUGUGAAGCGAGCGGAUUGUUCCUCCGUUCGAACUCCUUCUCGAGAACCAAGUCCUCUCUGAAUCUGAGCAGGAGAUUGAGCAGCGUCAGCUCACAGAAGGGAGAUGAUUUCGUGAGAUCGAGCAGUACACGAUCGUUGAGGGUUGCGAAGCCGAUCUUCAACGACAGCAGCCGAUAUUCCGUCACAUACCUCGGUCACAAUGUAAAGUUUUCGCCCAGGAGGCUGGAGGGUUUGAGCUCUGGUCAGAAUCUUGUGAAGAGUCUUGAAUAUUACUCAAAACAGCUGCAAAUGAAGGCUUGA
Messenger RNA from Guillardia theta CCMP2712, 1220 nucleotides. RefSeq lists its product as hypothetical. NCBI's taxonomy places the organism in Eukaryota, Cryptophyceae, Pyrenomonadales, Geminigeraceae. The transcript has a single exon. The record is from RefSeq and is a predicted model, not a curated record. Bases 138 to 1220 code for a protein of 360 amino acids.